AUGUGCAGGAAGUGCAGCGGGCGCUCUUCAUUGGCGAGCGCCGAUGCCCCCGUCCCACGCCCGCCCCCGCCCCGUCCCGCGCCCGCCCCCGCCCCCGUCCCGCGCCCGCCCCCGCCCCCGUCCCGCGCCCGCCCCCGCCCCCGUCCCGCGCCCGCCCCCGCCCCCGUCCCGCGCCCGCCCCCGCCCCCGCCCCCGUCCCGCGCCCGCCCCCGCCCCCGUCCCGCGCCCGCCCCCGCCCCCGUCCCGCGCCCGCCCCCGCCCCCGUCCCGCGCCCGCCCCCGCCCCCGUCCCGCGCCCGUCCCCGCCCCCGUCCCGCGCCCGCCCCCGCCCCCGUCCCGCGCCCGCCCCCGCCCCCGUCCCGCGCCCGCCCCCGUCCCCGUCCCGCGCCCGCCCCCGCCCCCGUCCCGCGCCCGCCCCCGCCCCCGUCCCGCGCCCGCCCCCGCCCCCGUCCCGCGCCCGCCCCCGCCCCCGUCCCGCGCCCGCCCCCGCCCCCGUCCCGCGCCCGCCCCCGCCCCCGUCCCGCGCCCGCCCCCGCCCCCGUCCCGCGCCCGCCCCCGCCCCCGUCCCGCGCCCGCCCCCGCCCCCGUCCCGCGCCCGCCCCCGCCCCCGUCCCGCGCCCGCCCCCGCCCCCGUCCCGCGCCCGCCCCCGCCCCCGUCCCGCGCCCGCCCCCGCCCCCGUCCCGCGCCCGCCCCCGCCCCCGUCCCGCGCCCGCCCCCGCCCCCGUCCCGCGCCCGCCCCCGCCCCCGUCCCGCGCCCGCCCCCGCCCCCGUCCCGCGCCCGCCCCCGCCCCCGUCCCGCGCCCGCCCCCGCCCCCGUCCCGCGCCCGCCCCCGCCCCCGUCCCGCGCCCGCCCCCGCCCCCGUCCCGCGCCCGCCCCCGCCCCCGUCCCGCGCCCGCCCCCGCCCCCGUCCCGCGCCCGCCCCCGCCCCCGUCCCGCGCCCGCCCCCGCCCCCGUCCCGCGCCCGCCCCCGCCCCCGUCCCGCGCCCGCCCCCGCCCCCGUCCCGCGCCCGCCCCCGCCCCCGUCCCGCGCCCGCCCCCGCCCCCGUCCCGCGCCCGCCCCCGCCCCCGUCCCGCGCCCGCCCCCGCCCCCGUCCCGCGCCCGCCCCCGCCCCCGUCCCGCGCCCGCCCCCGCCCCCGUCCCGCGCCCGCCCCCGCCCCCGUCCCGCGCCCGCCCCCGCCCCCGUCCCGCGCCCGCCCCCGCCCCCGUCCCGCGCCCGCCCCCGCCCCCGUCCCGCGCCCCCGCCCCCGCCCCCGUCCCGCGCCCGCCCCCGCCCCCGUCCCGCGCCCGCCCCCGCCCCCGUCCCGCGCCCGCCCCCGCCCCCGUCCCGCGCCCGCCCCCGCCCCCGUCCCGCGCCCGCCCCCGCCCCCGUCCCGCGCCCGCCCCCGCCCCCGUCCCGCGCCCGCCCCCGCCCCCGUCCCGCGCCCGCCCCCGCCCCCGUCCCGCGCCCGCCCCCGCCCCCGUCCCGCGCCCGCCCCCGCCCCCGUCCCGCGCCCGCCCCCGCCCCCGUCCCGCGCCCGCCCCCGCCCCCGUCCCGCGCCCGCCCCCGCCCCCGUCCCGCGCCCGCCCCCGCCCCCGUCCCGCGCCCGCCCCCGCCCCCGUCCCGCGCCCGCCCCCGCCCCCGUCCCGCGCCCGCCCCCGCCCCCGUCCCGCGCCCGCCCCCGCCCCCGUCCCGCGCCCGCCCCCGCCCCCGUCCCGCGCCCGCCCCCGCCCCCGUCCCGCGCCCGCCCCCGCCCCCGUCCCGCGCCCGCCCCCGCCCCCGUCCCGCGCCCGCCCCCGCCCCCGUCCCGCGCCCGCCCCGCCCCCGUCCCGCGCCCGCCCCCGCCCCCGUCCCGCGCCGCCCCCGCCCCCGUCCCGCGCCCGCCCCCGCCCCCGUCCCGCGCCCGCCCCCGCCCCCGUCCAGCGCCCGCCCCCGCCCCCGUCCCGCGCCCGCCCCCGCCCCCGUCCCGCGCCCUCCCCCGCCCCCGUCCCGCGCCCGCCCCCGCCCCCGUCCCGCGCCCGCCCCCGCCCCCGUCCCGCGCCCGCCCCCGCCCCCGUCCCGCGCCCGCCCCCGCCCCCGUCCCGCGCCCGCCCCCGCCCCCGUCCCGCGCCCGCCCCCGCCCCCGUCCCGCGCCCGCCCCGCCCCCGUCCCGCGCCCGCCCCCGCCCCCGUCCCGCGCCCGCCCCCGCCCCCGUCCCGCGCCCGCCCCCGCCCCCGUCCCGCGCCCGCCCCCGCCCCCGUCCCGCGCCCGCCCCUGCCCCCGUCCCGCGCCCGCCCCCGCCCCCGUCCCGCGCCCGCCCCCGCCCCCGCCCCCGUCCCGCGCCCGCCCCCGCCCCCGUCCCGCGCCCGCCCCCGCCCCCGUCCCGCGCCCGCCGCCCGCCCCCGUCCGCGCCCGCCCCGCCCGCCCGCGCCCGCCCGCCCCCGCCCCCGCCCGCGCCCGCCCGCCCCCGCCCGCGCCCGCCCGCCCCCGUCCGCGCCCGCCCCCUAA
Messenger RNA from Closterium sp. Yama58-4, 2466 nucleotides. The record is from the annotation of a GenBank genome assembly. NCBI's taxonomy places the organism in Eukaryota, Viridiplantae, Streptophyta, Zygnematophyceae, Desmidiales, Closteriaceae.